AUGUCUUCGGUAAAGGAAUCCGAAACCUGUCUAGAUGAUUUAUCAGAUAUAGACAUAACGUUAAUGACGCUCAGGAAGCCGACGGACUUGAAGAAAGUGAUCGAUUCAGUUCCAAAGCCGGUUAGGGCGGUGCCGAAAAAUGGGCUACCGAUGUGGUUUAGGUUAGGACUCGAGUGUAAAUUGCCAGUUCCAAAAAUACCGGAGGGAAAAAUAGUUUUUUCACGCGGGAAAAUCGGCGAAGAUGUACGUCGUCUGGGUCUUGGAGCCGAAUGCGUCCGUCCAAAUUUUGAUCUAUCAGAUCCUUACUGUAACAACGUUUCGUAUGACUACGUGCCGAUGCACGACCCUCAUUUGGCACACCACUUUGCCCAGAAAUCAGCCAGAAAUCGAAUGAAGUUUCUCGGAUUCUGUACUAAAGACGGAAGAGCGGUGUGUUCACUAAGAGAAUUCAAUCAGUACAGGAAAUACUUGUAUAAUCAAUUUAUGGAUAGGAUCCACGUGGAGAUAAAAAAAAUGGAUGAAAGGGCUCGCGACGAUUUAACUCUGAAGCGCGUGGAAACCGAUGUCGCCCGGCGGCUGCAGAUCUUCACAAAAGCGGAGAAAGCGAGGGAGCAUUUGGAGAAGGUAGCACAGGAGCACGCUGAUGAAUGGGCUGAAAAGAAACGACUAGCAAAAGAACAAGAAAAGAAAAUACAAGCUCGUAUGAAGUAUUUAGCGGAAUACAAUGAGAAACAGCGCAAGGAGAGAGCCGCUCGGGCUUUCGAAAAACAAAACCGGAUCAAACAACGAGUACAGGCAGCAGCUGAAAUGGAACUACGAAGGAAGAUCACGAUGGUGCGACAAUGGAGAACGAAUGAGAGGAAACGAUUAAAUAGAGUCAAGAAAGAGCGAGAGGCAAAGCUAAAGAGAUUGGAAGAGGAGGCAAAUAGCAAAUGGAAGGCAAGAGUCGAAGCGCAGAAUCAAAAGAUUCAAGAAGAAGCUUUGCUACUAAAACUGUACACUGAAGAUAUGACGGCAGGAGCCAGAAGACGAGCAAAGAAGGCCGAGAUUUAUGCUUACAACACGGAUUUGGAAUUGCAGCGGAUAAGGUUGGCCAACUGGAAGCUUAUUCACGGUGGGACGGCAAAAGUGGCUCAGCUCGUGAAGAAAAUGGGUGUGGAAUUCGAAAAGUCAAAGCGAGGCGCAAAAGGAAUGAGUCCAGAAUUAGCUCAACGUCUUGCCGUUGAAGCGAUGUCGACGGCGGUGUCGACGCAAGGCGAUGCUCUAAUGACACUGGGACAGGCUCGUGCUAGAAUGGACAUGGAGACAGUUCUACCAUCAGCUCCGAUUAAAUUACUUGAUGAGAUGCUAGAGGCGGCGGUUAGAGAAUUUGCACGUCGUCGAAUACAUCGUCUACUCAGGGACGUGGAGCGGAUGGUAUUUACUAAAGCGUCACAAGUAUUCUUCAGGAACUAUCGCCCGACCACCGAAAAGAAACGUACAAAAAUGCCUCGCUGGUCUGUACAAGUCGCGGCGGAGCUGGCCCGUCAGUAUAUAGACGUCCACGGCGGUGGGGGAUCCAUAUGCUUUGGAGAUAUUACCAAAAUUGCCGCCGAGACUACUGCUGAAACUGAAAUGAAGGCGGUUAAGGAUAGACUUCCCACUCCCGUGCCUUCAAUGACGAAAUUGGCUGAAGUGACGUUUACGGAUCGUGUCGAAGAUCUUCCCGACCCGGUCGCGGUUGGAAGCUAUUUGCCAGAGAGAAAGAAACUUCUUGAGAUGAUCAAUGCAGCAGCGAAGCUGUUGUCAAAAUCAGUAAGUCAGAGAGUGCAGAAAGGUAUGGAUAUAACCAUAGGGAAAGUGACGCUCCCCCACAUGAGGAACCCGAUGGAGUGGGGUGAAGCUGUAGAAGGACUAGCAGAAGCCGUGAUCGAUAGCAGAGUAAAUGCUGAUUCGGCUGAUAUCAGACGCACGGGAUUGUUCCUGUCCCACAGGAUUUUGAGAUCAUUGCUUAUUGAUAUGAAGGAGGAGAAACAAAAAAAGAGAAACAGCUUAUCAUCGACUUGGUCGGAUAAUGUUAUUCAGAAAGACUUUUAUGUGCCUGGAGAGGUAAAGUUUAGUGCCAAAGAAGCUAAUUGAAAAAAUGUUUCCGGGAAAAGUAAAGAUUUUAAUUACACUGAUGUUAAAUGUUGAAUUUUAUAAUUGUUCGAUCUUUUUUUGGAAUUUUUACUCGAUCGGGAAAAAAUUUACUUUGAUAGCUUUGUUUUCUAUUAUAGAUG
Bombyx mandarina (wild silkworm) is the source of this 2258-nucleotide messenger RNA. RefSeq lists its product as uncharacterized. The record is from RefSeq and is a predicted model, not a curated record. Lineage: Eukaryota; Metazoa; Arthropoda; Insecta; Lepidoptera; Bombycidae.